AUGGGCCCACUCACCUACUCACCCAACAAGGCAACAACUUGUCCAUUUGGACCUCAGUCUUUAGAUCUACCACGGCAACAAACCAUUUUCCCUAUAAAUAAUGCCUAUAACCUCUUCGCAAAAUCGCGUCAUCAACUCCUCUCUAUCUCUAACGCACUCUACAAGGAACCAGUACCUGUGACCCCUCGCUUCUCCCUCUUCCGGAAGAACAAUGGCGUCUCACAUUGUUGGAUACCCCCUGCUGAGGACUUGCAGAAGGUGGCAGCCGACCUCAGGAUAUCCAUCUGGAAGCAGAUGACUGAUGCUGGCAUCAAGUACAUCCCCAGCAAUACAUUCUCUUAUUAUGAUCAGGUUCUUGACACCACUGCAAUGCUUGGUGCCGUCCCCACGAGGUACAGCUGGACUGGUGGUGAAAUUGGAUUCGAUACUUAUUUCUCCAUGGCCAGAGGAAAUGCUUCUGUGCCUGCUAUGGAAAUGACCAAGUGGUUUGACACAAACUACCAUUUCAUUGUCCCUGAAUUGGGACCUGAUGUGAAGUUCUCCUAUGCUUCUCACAAGGCUGUGGACGAAUACAAGGAGGCUAAGUCGCUUGGUGUAGAUACAGUUCCAGUACUUAUUGGCCCUGUCACAUACCUAUUACUCUCAAAACCUGCAAAGGGUGUUGAGAAAACAUUCCCUCUUCUUUCUCUUCUUGACAAAAUCCUUCCUAUCUACAAGGAAGUAAUUUCCGAGUUGAAGGCUGCUGGUGCUUCAUGGAUUCAGUUUGAUGAACCUACCCUAGUGAAAGACCUUGAGUCUCACCAAUUGGAAGCAUUCACGAAGGCCUAUGCUGAACUGGAAUCGUCCCUAUCUGGCCUUAAUGUUCUCAUUGAGACCUACUUUGCUGAUGUCCCAGCAGAUGCAUUCAAAACACUUACUGCUCUAAAGGGAGUUAGCGCUUUUGGUUUUGACUUGGUUCGUGGAACCCAGACUCUCGAACUGAUAAAGGGUGGAUUUCCAUCGGGCAAGUACCUGUUUGCCGGAGUGGUUGAUGGAAGGAAUAUUUGGGCAAAUGAUCUUGCUUCAUCUCUCAGCAUCCUGCAAACUCUGGAAGGCAUUGUAGGAAAAGGCAAGCUUGUUGUCUCCACGUCUAGUUCACUUCUCCACACUGCUGUUGAUCUCGUCAAUGAAACUAAGUUGGACACAGAAAUAAAAUCAUGGCUUGCAUUUGCUGCCCAAAAGGUUGUUGAAGUAAAUGCUUUGGCAAAGGGAUUGGCUGGUCAGAAGGAUGAGGCAUUCUUUUCUGCUAAUGCUGAAGCUCAGGCUUCCAGGAAAUCCUCUCCCAGGGUGAAUAAUGAAGCCGUCCAGAAAGCUGCUGCUGCUUUGAAGGGUUCUGACCACCGACGUGCUACAAAUGUUAGUGCUAGGCUAGACACCCAACAAAAGAAGCUUAAUCUUCCUAUUCUCCCAACCACAACUAUCGGUUCCUUCCCUCAGACCAUUGAACUCAGAAGAGUUCGACGUGAAUACAAGGCCAAGAAGAUAUCCGAGGAAGAAUAUGUUAAUGCAAUCAAAGAGGAAAUCAGCAAAGUUGUCAAGAUCCAGGAAGAGCUUGAUAUUGAUGUUCUGGUUCAUGGAGAACCUGAGAGGAACGAUAUGGUUGAGUACUUCGGAGAGCAAUUGUCUGGUUUUGCCUUUACUGCUAAUGGGUGGGUGCAAUCUUAUGGAUCUCGCUGUGUGAAGCCCCCAAUCAUUUAUGGUGAUGUGAGUCGUCCCAAGCCAAUGACUGUCUUCUGGUCCACUGCUGCCCAGAGCAUGACCAAGCGCCCGAUGAAGGGAAUGCUUACUGGCCCUGUUACCAUUCUCAACUGGUCUUUUGUUCGAAAUGACCAGCCAAGAUUCGAAACUUGCUAUCAGAUUGCUUUGGCCAUUAAGGAUGAAGUGGAGGAUCUCGAGAAGGCAGGCAUCACUGUUAUCCAAAUUGAUGAGGCUGCAUUGAGAGAAGGCUUGCCCCUUAGGAAGUCCGAGCAUGCAUUCUACUUGGAUUGGGCCGUCCACUCUUUCAGAAUCACCAAUGUUGGCGUUCAGGACACGACCCAGAUCCACACCCACAUGUGCUACUCUAACUUCAAUGAUAUCAUCCACUCUAUUAUUGACAUGGACGCUGAUGUGAUCACCAUUGAGAACUCUCGUUCUGAUGAGAAGCUCCUUUCAGUUUUCCGUGAGGGAGUGAAGUAUGGUGCUGGAAUUGGCCCAGGUGUUUACGAUAUCCACUCGCCCAGAAUACCAUCAACAGAAGAAAUUGCUGACAGAAUUAACAAGAUGCUUGCAGUGCUCGAAACCAACAUCUUGUGGGUUAACCCCGACUGUGGUCUCAAAACUCGUAAGUACGCUGAAGUGAAGCCGGCCCUACAGAACAUGGUUGCCGCUGCCAAGCAACUCCGGACACAACUUGCCAGUGCCAAGUGA
This is a messenger RNA of Fraxinus pennsylvanica, 2448 nucleotides long. The record is from the annotation of a GenBank genome assembly. NCBI's taxonomy places the organism in Eukaryota, Viridiplantae, Streptophyta, Magnoliopsida, Lamiales, Oleaceae.